GUAAUCUCAAACUCUCAUUUUAGGAGACAAAUAAAAGUAUUUUCCAAAAAUGGCCGCUGAGUCAGAUGUUGUUAGAAUAACGUACAAGGAAUUAGAAGAUAUUGCUCAAUCAAAUGAAGAAAAAGAAGAGGAAGAAAAGAAUAGAAAGAUUAAAGAAGAAGACAAGAAGAAAAGAGACCAGGAAAAGAAAGCAAAGAGGCCAUCAAAAGGUAUCUAUAGACCACCUCACAGAGCAAUAUCAGACAAGCAAACUGAUCAUGGAAGUGAAAAAGAAUCCAGUCCAGAGAAGGUAGGGAGUAAAGCUGCAGAAACUGAGCUGUAUAUAUCAGAGGAAAACUGGGAGAAUGAACUGGUAUCUGAUUCCUCAUCAAAGGAAAACAGUGUGGAAAAAGAGCUGGCAGCAGUAAAUUCUGGUAUCCAAGACAUGAAAGUGACACCUGGUGAUCAUCAGAGGAACCGUAGAAGUGAGGAAUCGAGACGGAAAAAGAAACCAGAAAUGCCGCGCUAUGUUCCAAAAGGUCGACUGGAAAAACAGCAACAGCAGCAGCCGGUCACUGAUGCCAGCGGGGAAGGCUCUGGCGACUGGGAGGACGAUAUGUCUAGUCCAAGUCCUAACACAGUCCAUAGUCCGAGUCCCGGGCCGACAACUUCUGCUCUUCUACAUGCUCCCCAGUCACCAUCACCGAGGAAAAUAGAUCUGAAAAAUAUGCAAGUUACUGUUGUUAAUAAUAAAUCAGAUACUGGUAACAGAGUUACACCAGAGAAAAAUGUUGAGCAACCAGUCAAAACCGGUAACAGGAAUACCAGAAACAAUGAACAAGACUAUGCUAAGGGUCAAAGAGGUCACGGUCAGUCAUAUUCAAGAGGUCGGGGUCAAAGACAUAAUCAAAGGUCAAAUGUCAGACAAAAUGAUGGAAGAAAUAAUAGAGGUCUUGUUGGAAAUAGAAAUGAAACAAAAGAACAGAGGUCAAAAGUGGAUAAUCGUGAAAUUAAACAGGAAAAUGUAGCGCCAAAACAGGAUGAUAAACCAAAUGUAGACAAUAAACAAAGCAAAGAUGUGAAAAAUGAUCAAGAAUUAUAUAUAGUGCCAUCAAGACCAAGCACAAUUGGUCAGGAGGCAGACAGAAAAGAUACAGCGCCAGUUGGCAUGGAAGAAAAUAAAAACAAGAUUGACGAAAAGCCUGGCAUAAACAAACAGCAAAUUUUAGAAAGGUUCCGAAGAACACCAAAUAAAACUAAAUCACGAUCGUAUGACAAGUUGAAUCAGUCUGAGAGAUUUGAAGAUGAGGACGGGUACUACCCGGACCCACAAAAUCUCGGUACCAUGGUAUUUGAGAGAAGUCAUAGCUCCGAGCAACUUAAUCUGAGUGGACGUAAUGUUGGAAAACCGCCAAUGCCAAGGAGCAGUUCAGGAAGUGGAGCAAAGAAUGUGCCUAGAAAGCACGGGUUUUCCGGAAUGAGGAAAAGAACAGAUAGUAUAAGCAGUGAUUUGAGUACAGGUACAGGAAGUGACUGGAGCACGGAAGAACUGGACUUUGAUAAGGAAUUGGAUAGUAGCAAUAAGAUUGACUGGAAUGAGGAUUUUGAGCGAGAAUAUGCAUUUAGUACUCUGUGUGCUAGCCAGGUCCAGGGUGAAACACAGAAAAUGAACGAAUGGUUUGAGCGUCAGGAACUCGGUUUGUCCCAGGAUGAUAAUCUUUCACAGAAUGACGGGAAGGUGAACCGCUCAAAUAACGCGAAAACUGAUAUAAUGACUUCAAGUACGCCUGGUUACCUGCCGGGUUUUCCGGUUAAGUCUGAUACCUGGUCGGAGAGGUCAAGUACAUUGCCAUUACCAAAGAAGAAACAGAAAGAAGAGCCACGAGGGAGAACGGAUCGUAGACGAGGUUCUCUUGGUACAUUUUGUUGUUACUUAAAAAGUGUAGUCAGCUUAUCAGUUUUAGAAGCCGAGAUUCCCGUGUUCGGGCCCAUAUUUUACAGAGUGUCAAGCGUACAAAGUCUUACAGUGGAGCCCGGGCGCCCUAGAAGAAGACGGAGGCAAAAUUUUGACAAGUUAUCCAGAGACAGGGAUUAUAGGCAUGAGGAUGAAGAAAAAACAAAUGAACAACAACCUCAUGGAGGUGGAAUCUUACAUAUCCCACCUCAACCAAAAGAGCCGGAAACCAUUUCUCAUCCAGCUCCACACCACAACAAAGCUGGUCCACAUCAACACCAAGGCUGGGGGCGGGGACAUACCCCAGAAAGGGGAGGGUCCCAUGCAAGAGAAAGACAGCAUUCAGGGUCUAGUCAUAGGCAGAAAACUUUAUUUGAUCCCAACAAUCCAAGUAAACCAAUAGUAAUUGAAGAAGCUAAACCCAAACUGGAUUUUAAAGACACAGAUUCAUACCCCUCAUCACCCCAGUCACCUCAAUACAUGGGUUCAGCCCCCCCUUAUAUGGGAUAUGGGCCGGGCCCAGGACAGUUUUAUCCUCCUGGUUAUGGCUAUGGAUAUAAUAUGCCCCAAAUGAUGCCGCCUCACCCAGGAAUGCUUGACCCAUAUGGGUACCAUGCCCAGCAAGGUGCUUACAGGGAAUCGUCUCCAUAUCAGGAAGAUCCUUAUUAUCAGGGAGGUAUGGACAUAGAACAACAGAUGGCGACAGGCCGCAGCAGAUCUCAGUGUCGUAUGAUGGCGGAACAGUUACUGCGAGAAGCUAUACCACUAGAUAAACAACUCAAUAGUCUUAUAUCUAGACGUAUAGGUGGGGAAGACACAAUACACAUGAUCAAUAAUUUAAGGUAUGAUCUUAUAUUAGAUUUUCUGUUUCUAAGAAAAUGUCGAGCUAUUAUAAUUGCUAAAGUUUUACUUUUAGGGAAAAUGCAAUCGACCUUCAACUUUGACCUCAGCAAGUUUUUAGACCCUCAUACAUUAUCUCCAGAGAAUCUGAGCCGCGCGAACAAAUUAGCGUUACUUAGUUGUCAGAGAACAAUGAUAUGUCUUGGUGAUAUAGCCAGAUACAAGGAGCAGAAUAAUGAUGGCGGGAAAGUUAAUUACGCAAAAGCUAGAAGUUGGUACAGCAAGGCACAACAAAUUGCUCCUAAGAAUGGCAGACCCUACAAUCAGCUGGCUAUUCUAGCUCUAUAUACAAAACACAAAUUGGAUGCAGUGUAUUAUUACAUGAGAAGUUUGGCGGCCAGUAACCCAUUUAUCACUGCUAGAGAAAGUUUAAUGUCUUUAUUCAAUGAGGCAAGGAAGAAGGCAGAGGUCAAUGAGAAACAGCGUUUUGAGGAGAGAAAGAAACAAGAGGGUUUGAGGAAGCAUGCUAACGUUACACAACAUCGGAUGGAGAUCUGGGUGAAAAAUGACGGCACAAGUAGCCAGUCGAAAGUUGAUGAUAAUUAUGAUGAAGAUCUGUCCAAACUGGACACUGUACAGUUAAACAAGAGAUUUGUUCUCAGUUUCCUAAAUGUACAUGGAAAACUCUUUACAAAAAUUGGAAUGGAGAUAUUUCCUGACAGUUGUGGUCAAAUGUUACAUGAGUUUAAAGCACUACUCAAAGUGAAUGCAAUAGGACCACAGCGUCUUCUACAACUGAUGGCAAUAAAUAUGUUUGCUAUAGAAAACACAGCUUUAAAAGAUGAGUCACUAGAAUCAACAUGUAGAUCUCUGUUACAACAACAUUCUGUACAAAUGGGGUUGGAUAUGUUUGGUAUUCUAGUCCAGAGAUGUGCCCAGUUGUUAGCGGUGCACACCAAGUCUAGUGACUACCCUGGCCGGAUGUUCAGUCGAGAACUGGAAGAACUGAUUCCUGGCAUCAAGGUUUGGACUAAUUGGAUGAUUUGCCAUGCAGAUCUAUGGAACCCCCCUCCACAAGUCAGGGAUCCAGCCCUUGGGCCUGAUAUAGAUGUCUGGGUGUGUACAUCAACCUUGUGCAAUAUAUUGAAAGAGAUGGACACAUCUAUAAUCAAGUUUUAUACAGAAAAAAGUGAAGGACUGGAAGCAGUGAUUUUAUCAGAGGAUAUAAUGAUGUCUGGAUUUGUGCCACUGUUAACAACACCCCUCACCAGCACGUUUGUGGAGGACACUGUUGACAAGGACAUGGCCAGAGAUUGUCUGCGAGUAGAGAAGUUGCGUGUGUUUGGAGAGUACCUAUGUGGAGUGGAGCCUCCAAUGUUAGCAUACAGUGCUGAGACAAAGAAGUAUUACAGUGUGGCGCCAUCUGAUGGCUACGAGAAUGACGAGCCUCGAGGGGACGAUCAAGAUGAGGCUGAAUUGUCAGAGGAAGAAGAUGUUGUUAUAGAGGAUGAAGAGAUUAUACAUAUGGAGGAGGCAGGUGAUCAGCAUGUACAACAUCUAAAGGCAAGGAAAGAAGAGCUGGAAAAGAGAAUGGAAGAAAAGAAAAGAUUACAUGAACAUAGAAAGAAAGUGAUAGAGACAAAUCGUCACAGCUGUAUAGAGAUAGAAAUUCGUCCAAUAUUCCUCAUUCCUGAUACAAAUUGCUUCAUUGACCAUCUACCUAGUAUCAACAAACUCAUCUCAGACAGACAGUACACCAUAGUUAUACCUCUUGUUGUCAUCAACGAACUAGACGGCCUAGCUCAGGGUCAGAGGAUGAAAGGCCAGUAUGAUAAUGAAGAUCAUGCGAACAAAGUUAAACAUCGUGCUGCUAACACUAUAGAAAUGCUGGAGAAAGAAUUUGAAAAGAAAAAUUCCCACCUGAAAGCGCUAACUUCAAAAGGCACUGUCAUGGAAACCAUAUCAUUCCGUAGUGAGGAAACUGAUUCUAGUGGAAACAAUGAUGAUCUCAUAUUAUCCUGCUGUACCUAUUACUGUAAAGAUAUAGCCAGGGAUUACAUGCCCAAAGAUAAAGAUGCUCCAGUACGCCUUCACAGGGAAGUUGUGUUGCUCACCGAGGACCGCAACCUGCGACUGAAAGCUCACACGCAUAAUGUGCCCGUAAAAGAUUUACCAGCCUUUAUGAAGUGGAGCUCCGCCACAUGAUUCUUAUAACCAUGAAACAAUAUGGCCACUUUCUACCCAGCCUCCCUUGUGAGCUGAUAUUCCAAUAGAGUUAUUCCCCUUUGUGUGUGUACUCUCAACAGAAGGAAAACAGAUUGAUACUGUGAUGAUUCUUGGAGAUCUGUGAAAAACUUCUUCUGCUUGAUGUUACUAUUUAUAGAACUAUUGAGACAUAGAAAAGUUUGCAUGAAAAUGAAGGUUUUUGAGCGUGAGAAAAUUAAUAAAUUGUUCUGUUAGAGGAAGAUCGAUUGAUACUGAUUUGCUCUUUGUAAGACUAUUUCUUUUGUAUUUAUUACAUGACAGACAGAAAAAAAUAUGUGAUAUGUUUAUAUGGAAAUGAUGGGGUUAAUAUAAUAUGUGUUAAAGGUUGCGCUGGAAACAGAUGAAAAAGAAAUUUGCUUUUAAAACAAACUUUUAAUCAUACUUGAUUACCCUAAUUGCAUCUUUUAAUAAAUAAUUAAUUUUAUCUUUUAAUCAAAUACAUUGUAUACUUUAUCUAUUUUCUGAUGUUCAGUAUUUUUCAACAGUGUCUUAGGCACAAACAAGGCAGAAACAGUUUAAGCAUAAUUUCAAUUUAUGAUGUUAUUAAGAUUUUCUUUUAUAAGUGAUACGGUGCACGAAAUUACCAAGCAAAAGAAAUAUAUAGCCUUUAAUUAUAGAAAACUAAUACAUGUGUGUGCCUCUAGUUCUGUGAACUUUUUUAUAUUGUCACAAGUGAAAUCUGACCAGCUUUGUGUUUAUUUUAACAUCGUUCAAUAUCGUAGCAAAUCAUUUAUUUCCGGAAUGUUAUUUUUUCAAAAUCUUUGGCGUAAGAUUAUUUACAAUCAUUCAUCCUUUAUCGCUGUAUACUAAAUUCUGGUAAUAAACAGUUAAAGAUUAUUGAAUACUGAGGAUUUUUGUGAAAAAUAUUGUUCCACAAAUGACCGAUUUAUUACGAUAUUGGCCGAUUUUAGAAAUUUUUUGUCGGGAAAGCUUUGCAGUAAGACUACGUUAAAAAUAUGUCUAUAUGAAAAAGUCUAUUGCUCUUGCUUUGAUGGGUACUAUGUUUAUUACUCAUUUAACACUUAACCUAAAAAACUUUAAUGUUAUACGUAUAACAUGUGACUAGUCCAGCUUCUAUUAUUAUUUAGUUCCAACAGGUUUAUAGUUAAGUGCAACUUUUUUUUGCAUCCUCGCAGUACAAUUUUUGGCAGGUUUUAAGAGACUGAUAAGAGAUAAUAUAAGCAUGAAAGAGUUUCCAAGUCAUUUUGUUUGAAAUAGUUUCAGAUUUUAUUGAUAAGUAAUAUUUGUUCUUGUUGUAAUUUGCAGUCAUCAUUGAAAUUGUUAAUGCAAGUUUAUUUUAUGGCCAAAGGUUGGUUAAAGUAUUAGAAAUGUAUUGUUAUUGAAUAAACUGUGAUUCUUUGCAAGUUUGUGUGCAGGUAAAAAUUUCAAAUUUUAUUACAGAGAGAGAGUGAAGAACCAACUAACUUUUACAGUCCUCGAAAUUUAUUUGAUUUAGACAAGUUUGCCAGGACUGUAUUUCAGUGCCACUGUUUCUUAUAGUACUUUCAAUUAUUAAUUGAUGUUUACAUGAUCCCAAAAGCUGAGUAUUUAAGGUUG
Molecule: messenger RNA, 6595 nt
Organism: Ruditapes philippinarum (Manila clam)
Lineage: Eukaryota; Metazoa; Mollusca; Bivalvia; Venerida; Veneridae
Product: telomerase-binding protein EST1A-like
Exons: 25
Coding region: 50-4978 (1642 amino acids)
Biological process (GO): nuclear-transcribed mRNA catabolic process, nonsense-mediated decay
Cellular component (GO): telomerase holoenzyme complex
Molecular function (GO): telomeric repeat DNA binding; protein binding; telomerase RNA binding
Source: RefSeq, a predicted model, not a curated record